GGCGCCGACGCCGCAGGCGAGGCAGAUGAGCCUGAGGUGACGGAGCAGCGGAAGGGGCUGAAGAAGUUCUGCGCCAUGCAGUGCGGGGCGAUCUGGAACGAGAGCCCUGACCCGUGCGACCCACAGCGCAAGGUCAUCAGGUGGGAGUACGACACCGAGGACGCGUCGGCCCCCUCGUCCUCGCAGGGCUCGUGUUGCUGGCUAUGCGGCAAGACUUGGCGCACCAAAGUGAGGCACUUGCAGGAGGGGCCUGACCAGGAGAGGGAGCACUAUGCCAAGCAACUUGGCAAGGACAACACGAAAAGGGAGGCCUUCCAGCAGAAGCGCAGCGAGACCAAGGAGUCCGUGAUAAAGAGGAUGCUGAAGACAAAGAGGAGUCCAGGCUCGGCAGCCGCUCUCGCCUUCCCCGCUCUCCCCCACUUCAAGUCCGCGGCUGUCGCCGACCUCGGACCCCCCGCGGCCCCGGCUUGCCCUUGGGGCAGGGCUCCACAGUGCGGGCUGGGGAAGGCUGCAGCCGCGGCCUUGUCGCGUUGCUUGCGGCCCUCAGGCCGCAAGACGAAGCAGAGGUUCCACGUGAGGAAGAAGAGGUAUCAGAAUCGUUUCCUGGAGAAACCUGAUGAUUUAUUUUACCCGAUGGCGCAGUAUCGCAAACUUUUCGGUGACCCGAAGUUGCCCAAGAAUAAAGCUCUCAACCACGUCGUGUGCGUCAUGGAAGGCAUCCGCGGCGCGGCCGUCCCGGGAUCGAAAGGCGACGAGCCAAUGAAGAUCAAGACUCAGCUCGGUUCCACCUUGGAGCACGAGGAGUCCGAGGAUUUGGGCAGCGAGUCUGGGGAGUCCGCGGCAGCCGAGAAGUUCGCCGACUUGACGAAGGCAAGCACGGAAGCGUACAACAGCGCAUGCAGGGGCGCCGUGUUCAGC
Molecule: messenger RNA, 918 nt
Organism: Prorocentrum cordatum
Lineage: Eukaryota; Dinophyceae; Prorocentrales; Prorocentraceae
Source: the annotation of a GenBank genome assembly